CAGGGCCCCGGUGGCCUGGGUGCUCGCGCCCGCCGUGCAAGGGAUGCUCCCGGCCGCCCCCGGUUCCGCGGCUCCAUCUGGGAUGCGGCGAGGAGGGCAGCCGAGCUGUCCGCAAACAACGGGCCUUUAGUUUUCAGGUGGCGAAACUGACUGGUCUGGUUAGAGCGCGUCCAAGCCAAGCCGCAGUGCUGUUUGGAUUUUUAAAUUUCUCCUUCUGAGUGAGAAAAUAGCAAUCGAGAUGGAACCAUCCGCACAACAGCUCCAGCUGGCAGCGUCACUUCCCGCCAAUUUAUCCAACUUCUGCCAAGGCUCUGAAAUGCCAACAACGUCGAGGCCUGCACUUGAUGUCAAGGGUGGCACCUCACCUGCGAAGGAGGAUGCCAACCAAGAGAUGAGUUCCGUGGCCUACUCCAACCUUGCGGUGAAAGAUCGCAAAGCAGUGGCCAUUCUGCACUACCCUGGGGUAGCUUCAAAUGGAACCAAGGCCAGUGGGGCUCCCACUAGUUCCUCGGGAUCUCCAAUAGGCUCUCCUACCACCACCCCUCCCACUAAACCCCCAUCCUUCAACCUGCACCCCGCCCCUCACUUACUGGCUAGUAUGCAGCUGCAGAAACUUAAUAGCCAGUAUCAGGGGAUGGCUGCUGCCACUCUGGGCCAACCUGGGGAGGCAGGGCCCCUGCAAAACUGGGACUUUGGGGCCCAGGCGGGAGGGGCAGAAUCACUCUCUCCUUCUGCUGGUGCCCAGAGCCCUGCUAUCAUCGAUUCGGACCCAGUGGAUGAGGAAGUGCUGAUGUCGCUGGUGGUGGAACUGGGGUUGGACCGAGCCAAUGAGCUUCCAGAGCUGUGGCUGGGGCAGAAUGAGUUUGACUUCACUGCGGACUUUCCAUCUAGCUGCUAAUGCCAAGUGUCCCUAAAGAUGGAGGAAGAAAGCCACCAAUUCUGUUGUAAAUAAAAAUAAAGUUACUGACAAAGAGA
Symphalangus syndactylus (siamang) is the source of this 975-nucleotide messenger RNA. RefSeq names its product Cbp/p300 interacting transactivator with ED-rich tail 1 (gene CITED1). Gene Ontology annotation, molecular function: transcription coactivator activity. Gene Ontology annotation, cellular component: nucleus. Lineage: Eukaryota; Metazoa; Chordata; Mammalia; Primates; Hylobatidae. Gene Ontology annotation, biological process: melanocyte differentiation; regulation of DNA-templated transcription. The record is from RefSeq and is a predicted model, not a curated record.